Molecule: messenger RNA, 583 nt
Organism: Sciurus carolinensis (gray squirrel)
Lineage: Eukaryota; Metazoa; Chordata; Mammalia; Rodentia; Sciuridae
Gene: Apoc3
Product: apolipoprotein C3
Exons: 4
Coding region: 105-407 (100 amino acids)
Biological process (GO): lipoprotein metabolic process; negative regulation of triglyceride catabolic process; lipid transport
Cellular component (GO): intermediate-density lipoprotein particle; spherical high-density lipoprotein particle; chylomicron
Molecular function (GO): lipase inhibitor activity; phospholipid binding; high-density lipoprotein particle receptor binding
Source: RefSeq, a predicted model, not a curated record
CAGUGCCUGCUGGCCAGUCCUGACAAUAUAAAACAGGUCAGAGCCCUCCCGCCCGCCUGCUCAGUUCCAUCCCUAGAAGCAGCUUCUCCAGGAACAGAGGCGCCAUGCAGUCCCGGGUGCUCCUCGUUGCGGCCAUCCUGGCACUCCUAGCCUCUGCCCGAGCUGCAGAGGCCGAGGAUGCCUCCCUCCUCAGCUACAUGCACGGCUACGUGCAGCACGCCACCAGGACCGCCCAGGAUGCACUGACCAGCGUGCAGGAUUCUAAGAUGGCCCAGCAGGCCAGGGGCUGGGUGAACGAUGGCAUCAGCUCUUUGAAAGACUACUGGAGCACGUUUACGGGCAAGUUCUCCGGGUUCUGGGAGUCCACCCCUGAGGCCAGCCCAACUCAGGCCUCUGAGGACGUCUGAGAACUCGACGCUCCACACCCACCUCUCCUCCAUCCUGCCAGUUCCCUGGGUUCUGCAGACUCCUGGGCUGCCCUUGAAGGUUGCUUGAAAGGGGCAGCAUUCUCCCACCCCACCCAGGCCCCACCCACCUCCAGGCAUGCUGCCUCCCAAUAAAGCUGGACGAGAAGCUGCCAUGA